Cercospora beticola is the source of this 2114-nucleotide messenger RNA. Lineage: Eukaryota; Fungi; Ascomycota; Dothideomycetes; Mycosphaerellales; Mycosphaerellaceae. The record is from RefSeq and is a predicted model, not a curated record.
AUGCUGAGCAAACUUGCUCUACUAACAUUGGCUGUGCCUACUCUCGCCGCCAUUCACGAACAGCUUUCAAGAUUGCCAUACGGAUGGAAGGAAAGCUCGCAAUCGGUUCCCGACAACAGUACCAUCCACCUGCAAAUUGCUUUGUCGUACUCAAACCUCGAUCAGCUCGAAUCUAGAUUGAAGGAGAUUUCUGAUCCUGGAAGUUCGCAAUAUGGCCAAUAUCUCGACCUCGAAGACAUCAACAAACUAUUUGCCCCAUCGAAAGAGUCUGCUGAAGUUGUAACGAACUGGCUCAAGAACAAUGGCGCAACAUCCAUCACCUCAGACGGGCAUACAGUUUGCUUUGAGACCACGAUCGAAUUAGCGAACAAAAUGCUUUCUGCCAACUUCCAGCUCUAUACGGACGAUUUCGAGGACAAAUUGCGUACUUCACAAUACUCCCUGCCGGACGAUCUGAUUCCAUAUAUUGACUUCGUUUCUCCAACGACUUAUUUCGGCAGUCCCAAAGCCCACGGCAUCAGAUACCGCGAGGUACCACCGAUUUAUGACGAUGCAUGGCAAGAGUCUUGCACGAGAACUUUCACAAUACAAACUCGUGAUCGUGAGAUGCUCUCUGUCGAUUUAUUGACUCUGAGUUGCCUGCGAAAGCACUACAACAUUGGCGACUACCAAGCUGAUCCCCAUUCCGGAAGCAACGUCGGCUUUGGAAACUUUCUCAACCAGUCCGCAAGCUACUCAGAUCUGGAACAAUUCGAGAACCUCUUCAACAUUCCCUCUCAGAACUUUACAGUGACCCUACUUAACGGUGCUAUCGACAACCAGGAUCCAGAAGUCGCGAUCCCGCAUGAGGCAAACUUGGAUCUUCAGAGCAUCGUGAGUCUGAUAGACGGCCUCCCCAUCGAAUCGUACAACGUUCGUGGCCUGGCGCCUUUCGUUCCGGAUCUUCUGUUUCCGAAUAUCUCCAGCAACACGAACGAGCCGUUUCUCCAGCUGUACACGCAUCUUCUGUCACUGCCUAACUCCGAACUGCCCUGGGUCAUCACAAACAGCUAUGGUGAUCACGAGAAUACUGUCCCCCAGUACUACGCUAAGCGUAUUUGCAACAUGAUUGGCAUGCUGGGUUUACGGGGACGCACUGUCCUCCACUCUACUGGAGACGAGGGUGUUGGUGCAGUAUGCCUCGCGAACGGAAUAUAUGGAGCUGCAGAAUUCACCCCGCAGUUUCCUCCCACUUGCCCAUAUGUUACCGCCGUGGGUGGCACGAACUUCUUCGAGAAUGUAGAAGCUUGGAACUCUAGUGGCGGCGGUUUCAGUGACUACUUUCCAACACCUUGGUACCAGAAAGAUGCCAUACAAACAUACCUUGACGAGCACAUCAGCUCCGAGGCUAAGAGCUAUUACUCUUGGAACAAAUACGCCAAUUUCGCCGGUCGUGGGAUUCCGGAUGUCUCAGGCCAUAGCUUUUUCCCACUCUUUCCUGUCGUCCUCAACGGUACAAUCAAUCCAGGCGGGGGAACUUCUGCCGCUGUCCCUCAAGUAGCCGCCAUCUUUGCCCUCUUGAACGACGCUCGCUUUCGGGCUGGCCAACCUGCAAUCGGGUUUGCGAAUCCAUGGCUAUACGCCAACGCUAGAAAUAGCCUUGUCGAUGUCAUUCAUGGCGGCUCCGUGGGCUGCAGUGGCACGAAUAUGCAAACGAAUAAGCCGAUCCCUGGAGCAGGAAUUAUUCCCUAUGCGAGCUGGAUUGCUACUGUUGGUUGGGAUCCGGUAAGCAGACGCACGUUUUAUUGUUCAAGUUGAUUGUUCUUCGAGUUGGUCAGAAGGCUUGCGGUCGGCAGUGUUUCGGUUGAGAAUGAUUCAAUAGGCGGGACAGAUUGUUGAAACAGAUCGUCUAACGAGUGGUCUAGGUGACCGGGCUUGGGUAUCCCGACUUCCAGAAGAUGAAAAACAUUGCAUUGAGUCGGUAGAUCUGGAGCAAUGAUACUUCCAAAGGAUCGUGUUCCCUGCUUGCCAGCAAAAGUGCUUCGUUCACCAGGUAUCCGUUCGGAAAUGGGCCGAGUCGACUGCCACGACGGCUUCGAGAUUGCAGGUAUCUUCGAGAGCUGAUAAAACGGUCG